CAAAAGAUCUCAAAGAGAGGCGGUGGCGGCAAGUCCAAAUGGAGCGCCCGGUACUGCAGCGCAUGCUGCGACAUGGCCCCUGCGCGCAGCGGCUCUUGUCGACCUCGUCGGUCGUAGCCGGCCGCGCGCCCGCCCGACUCCUCGCCCUGUCCCAGCUGGCCCAGCAGGCAGACCACAACCUCACGCGCGACUGGAUCGACGGCUUCACGCUCGACGACCUCCCGAAGGACGGGUACGCCGUGACGUAUGCGCGCUCGAGCGGCCCCGGCGGCCAGCACGUCAACAAGACCAACUCCAAAGCCGUGGUCCGGUGCGACGUGAACGCGGCUAGCGGCGUGUGGCUGCCGCCGUUUGUCGCCGCCGCGCUGAGGAAGACUCCCCACUACCACCCUCCGAGCCUCCUCAUCUCGUCGCAAAACUCGCGCAAGGCGCCCGACAACCUCGCCAGGGCGCUCGAGAUCCUGCACGCGUCCAUUGUCGACACGACCCGCGGCAUGAUUGUCGGCGAGACGAGCGAGGAGCAGAAGGAGCGCGUCCAGGGGCACGUUGAGGCCGACCAGCGGCGUCGGAGGAUGGCCAAGGAGAAGAUGAAGAACAAGAAGGCGAAUCGCAAGGCGGAUUGGUAGCGCCGCGCGAGCGGGUUCUGGUGGUGCGAGGGGAAGGAAGCAGCGCCAGUGUGCGCCAAGGUUAGCGCCGUCUUCCUUGUGCCUGUAUGACCGCGCCGUGUCAACCUGGCUUCGGCGACAGGUGGUUUCCACCUGUCCUUCCUCCCACGCCGUGCCUACGCCGAAGCACGCAAGCCAAGACGGAGAGCUCCGCUCGAAGGCUCGGCGACGGCGUCGGCGCAUGCUGCAGGCUCCACGUGCACAGUCAGGCUGUGGGCGGCCGUGGGGUGUGGGCUGUGUUGUUCCCCUCCGGUGCCAGGAUCUCCAGUGCUACGGUGGGUGUACAUCCUGCCAACUGUCAGUCCGCCGAGUACGCCGACAGGCUAGCGUCGUCCACAUGGGCGCCCAACAACCGCCUACCCCGCAUUCCUCGCCGCCGCGAGUUACCGUCCGUAGCACCCCCGUCUGUCCCAUGCAUCAAUACGUCGCGCGUGAUUGGAGAGCGCACGCACGUACGCACCAUGCACACC
Vanrija pseudolonga is the source of this 1135-nucleotide messenger RNA. RefSeq lists its product as uncharacterized. The transcript is spliced from 2 exons. Gene Ontology annotation, molecular function: translation release factor activity, codon nonspecific; peptidyl-tRNA hydrolase activity. The record is from RefSeq and is a predicted model, not a curated record. Gene Ontology annotation, biological process: mitochondrial translational termination. Bases 39 to 626 code for a protein of 195 amino acids. NCBI's taxonomy places the organism in Eukaryota, Fungi, Basidiomycota, Tremellomycetes, Trichosporonales, Trichosporonaceae. Gene Ontology annotation, cellular component: mitochondrial large ribosomal subunit.